Messenger RNA from Hymenoscyphus albidus, 1705 nucleotides. Lineage: Eukaryota; Fungi; Ascomycota; Leotiomycetes; Helotiales; Helotiaceae. The record is from the annotation of a GenBank genome assembly.
UUACGAUUCAUGGGAAGAAGGUAUGAGACGAAGAAGAGGUUCGUGAGCCCCAUUUUGUUGAGAUGAUCGACGCAUGCCCCUGAGUGUCGUUGUCUUUCCUAAGAAGAUGGGACGAAAAUAAGAUCGAGGGAUGCGUGGAUUCACCAAAUUGAUGGACUUGAAGCCACAAAUGCCCAAAGGGUAUUCCUCGGGGUUUUCAUCAAGUCCCCACUUCUUUCUGGGAUUGUUGACCAAUCACACGCCAGCCAAGAUACGCUAAAAUGCGCUAAAAGAUUUUGCAGUUCCUUCAAAAGCUCCCGAGCCUCGAUAUUUGCACCUUCUCCAACCAAUUUUCAAGCAUGAUCGCCAGCUGAACAACCUGAACAUUCUCUCCCUCUGCGGCGGGAUGAGGCUCCUCUUCAUCAGACACGGCGAGACCGUCGACAACGUUGCAGCUCUCUAGUAUGUUUACGCAAUCGCCUUCGCGCAACCCCGCCACUCCUAGCUUGUGCUUGUGCUAACCAUAGCAGUGCUGGCGUAAGAGACUCUGCCCUUACCAAUCAUGGCAUCCUUCAAGCUAAACGACUCGGAUCACAUUUGGUUGCAACUGGUGUAAAGGUUUCCCAUAUCUUCUCGUCAGAUUUGCAGCGUGCAGUCGUAACCGCUGAAGCAAUUCGUGCGGUUCAAGUUCCUCCACCGAAGACAACCCAACUUGCAAUAUUGCGUGAACAAGAUUUUGGAAACUACGAGGGCAGGCCAUACUCUGAGCUCCGGAUGAAUCAGAAUGCGAACUCCGAAGUCCGCAACAUCCCUGGUUUCAAGGACGUCGAGUCAAAACCAGCAAUGCAGGCACGGAUGGAAAGCUUCAUUGAUCUUCAUCUUGCUGGCUUAAUUGCAGAGGGUAUUCCAGGACUUACAGUGGUAGUAGUGGCACAUGGGAUCAUCCUCAGUCAUCUAUGGAGAUGUCUGCUGAAUCGUUUCCACUCAUCUGAUGUUGUUGUUUCUCCUAAUGCACUAUUCGAGGAUCGAGGAUUAGGUCUCCAACGUCUAGGUCGAUGGUCGAAUACUGGGGUUUUAGACCUCCAAGUUAAGCGCAAAGCUGUCCCUAUCGAGCCAGAAGAACCUCGACCAAUGGCAGAGGAUACUUUGACAGAAGGAUUGCAAGUUGCACCGACUGUUGUGCCUGCUUUUUCACCUCCAACUCAACCUACUUUAGUUUCUACAGUGCCCUCUCCUACUACAAGGGCUUUCUUCACUAGUUUGUCACUCUCUGUAAUAGCAAUCAACAAUCAGGAUCACCUUCAAGGUCUCAAAAAGACUCGAGGCGGCAUUGGGAGUUUGAAGCAUGAUUCGAGCCAAAGGACAAUGGACUCGUUCAUCAGGAAGAAGCCGAGGGUGGAAUAGACCUGACCACAUAUUGUGGUACAGGUCGACUCUCGAUCAAGUAAGUUUGAGCAAUCUUUCAUUUUCUCAAUAUCCUGUGAUAUGAUUCGAACCCUUAUUCACAGACCUGUUCGGAGCUUCCGCAAUGAGGACUCACAAAGUACCAACUGCUGUAUGAUCACAAUUUAUACAAUGUCUUAAUAUCAUGCAUUUGAUUGAUUGAAUCAUUGCUAACAAAUUGUCUUCAGGUCUCUAUUUUCAUAGUUCAUCAACAGCCCUUUUCGUGGAGCUCUACACGGUAGGAAAUCGGGGUGUUUCUCUCAAUAAUGCUUGCGCCCGUAGU